This is a messenger RNA of Clupea harengus (Atlantic herring), 597 nucleotides long. RefSeq names its product RING finger protein 224. Lineage: Eukaryota; Metazoa; Chordata; Actinopteri; Clupeiformes; Clupeidae. Gene Ontology annotation, biological process: protein ubiquitination. Gene Ontology annotation, molecular function: ubiquitin protein ligase activity. The record is from RefSeq and is a predicted model, not a curated record.
AUGGAUUCUGACCCUGAGGCGGAUCCUCAGCCUUCCGCAGACGAAAACGCCCCAGACCUUGAGUGUGCCAUCUGCUUCAGCCAGUUCGACAACGUCUUCCGCACCCCCAAGAUGCUCGGCUGCAAUCACACCUUCUGCCUGGAGUGCCUGGCCCGCAUGAACGUCAAGUCAGCACAGCCUAACUCCAUCCAGUGCCCUCUGUGCCGGGGCUUCACCCCCCUGCCCAACCUAGGGCUGCCCAAGCUGGCCACAGACUCCACCGUGCUGUCCUACCUGCCGGCUGCCAUGCAGCGCGUCUACAGCAUCCGCUUCAGCCGCAACAAGGGGCGGCUGCAGGUGAAGCGGCCCAACGAAGGUGUCCCACCUCUGGCUGCGCAGACGGUCAGCCACACGCUGGAUGUGGGGCAGCCGUCCAGCAGUGGCAGCAGCGGGGCCAGCAGGGAGCAGCAGGGGCAGGCCCAGGGGAGGGGCUGCCUGGCUGGGCUGCGGAGGCUGGGGCGGAGGCCCGCCUGUCGAGCCUGCAUCAUGGCCACCACCGUCCUGCUCAUGGUGUUGCUCACCAUCGUCGUCAUCUUCCUCCUCUCAUCUCGGCCUUAG